Didymodactylos carnosus is the source of this 1533-nucleotide messenger RNA. The record is from the annotation of a GenBank genome assembly. NCBI's taxonomy places the organism in Eukaryota, Metazoa, Rotifera, Eurotatoria, Philodinida, Philodinidae.
AUGUUACGCUAUAUAUGGCAUAAAGUGCUCUUAUGCGACAAUAAAAGCGAUUUAUCAGAUUUCAUUAAAGAUCAACAUGUUUGUGUCUACCGAAAGGAAACAUUUAAUACGGCACAUCAAUUACAUAUAAAUGUUCAGAAAACAAAAAAGUACCCACUCUGUCAGUUUCAACUGAAAGCAAAAGAAAGUUCAGAUGGAUAUCAAGUCUAUUCGUCAAAAGCACAUAAUCAUCAUACACGUGGUCAGACAAGUCAUCUUCCAUCGCCUGUUCAAGAUAACAUCGUACUAAUGACAAAUACCGGUUCAACAUCCCGACAAAUUCGGAAGCCAUGGUUCUCCGUUCAAGCAUGUAAAAUGUAUCGGGUAUCACCCGAUGUAGGUAGAUAUACUGUAUGGGGUACGGUAAAUUAUGUUUUAAUCCACUUUUCGAUCGGAACUUUGCAAGUUUUUCAUUAGUUUCAAAAAACAGCUAAUUAGACUUAAUUAAUAAUUUUCAGAUACUGGACGAAUUUUACUCCUCUUUCUGAAACACAUUUUCUGGAACAGUAUGCAAUUCUCUACAAAAUUAAAUUAGUUUUAACCUUUAAUAACAUGUUUAGAGCCCCGAAUAACGAGUUUUUCUCCAUAUCUUUCUCUUCUUUUUUCUCCAUCUUUCCUAGGCAAAGUAGUGCUUUCUAUCAAAACUAAGACUUAUAAUGCGCAUUAUUUACCGUUAAACAAUUACUGAGAAAGUUCUUAAAGCAGGGAAGUCGAUAGAGUUUUUGUACGGGCUAAUUUUCAUCUAUCUGGUUUUCAAGAAAACAUUUGUUUACACACUCUAGUAAGAAAUGAAGAAAACCAGUACGUUGCAAGAGCUUUUUUAGCGACAUUUGGUAUCGUGCCUUUUUCUUCCUCAAAGUUUCCUAUAUUUUUUGAAGUUCAGACUUUGCUCUUUCAAUCAGAAAACGAAUGAACUUUGUACAAUGUUCCUGACCGGAGAACCAUAGACAGCGAUUUCGGCAAUUACUUUUGCACUGCAGAUGAACUAAUUAUUCCGAGAGCUUUUUUGCAUAAAUAGAUAAAUUAAUUUUUUCAGGACAUUUUCUGCAGAAUAAAAAAUAAGGAAAAGCUUCCGAGAUCUUCUGAGACCCAUUCGGUUUCAUUGCAGUCACAAGUGGAGCGUUUUGUAGAAAACAACCUUGGUCUGAUUAUUGUUCGUAAGUAUCUUUCUUUUCUUUUUCUCCAACGGUGAAGCAGAUUUCCCUUCGCUGCUUUUUGUUGUCUUUCGUAGAAAUGGCAGACAUAGCUGAAAUGUGUCGAGAUUUAUCCUGUAGCAGGUGUCCUUUAGGUCAUCAGAUAAAAGUUGACUCUGGUGAAAUCAAAGUUGGUCAGGUAUUUUAUACAGUCGAUCUUCGAGAUGAGACUGCAUGUACAGGGUGGCACAUAACCUUUGCCUCCCCCUCCAUAACCUAAAGUAUCAAUGAUAUCACAAAUGUAUUUUAUAUCAAACUAAAGCGCGUCAAAAACUGGAUUUAUUGGUACUAAAUACUGAAG